Python bivittatus (Burmese python) is the source of this 5750-nucleotide messenger RNA. RefSeq names its product neuron navigator 1 (gene NAV1). Gene Ontology annotation, biological process: nervous system development; neurogenesis; microtubule bundle formation. Gene Ontology annotation, molecular function: ATP hydrolysis activity. The record is from RefSeq and is a predicted model, not a curated record. NCBI's taxonomy places the organism in Eukaryota, Metazoa, Chordata, Lepidosauria, Squamata, Pythonidae. Gene Ontology annotation, cellular component: microtubule cytoskeleton; axon initial segment.
GAGAAAAUGCUCCAUGCUCCGUUGCAAAGAUCAGGGAGGACACUCCGGACCGUACACUUUGCCAGACCCAGCAGUUGGGAUGAAAGUAGUUCCAUCAGCAGUGGCCUCAGUGAUGCCUCAGACAAUCUCAGUUCGGAAGAAUUCAAUGCCAGUUCUUCACUCAAUUCCCUGCCUUCCACCCCCACAGCUUCCCGCAGAAACUCUGCCAUAGCGCUACGCACAGAUUCUGAGAAACGGUCAUUGGCAGAGAGUGGACUGAACUGGUAUGGUGAACCAGAGGAGAAGACCCAGAAGAAGAUGGACUAUGACAGUGGGAGCCUGAAAAUGGAGCACAGUUCCUCCAAGUGGCGACGGGAACGUUCUGAAAGCUGUGAUGAAGCUCCUGCCAAAGGUGGGGAGCUGAAAAAGCCUGUUAGUUUGGGUCCACCAGGCUCCUUGAAGAAGGGCAAGACACCACCUGUGGCAGUGACCUCCCCCAUUACUCACACAGCCCAGACUCUUAAAGUGGCAGGUAAGCCUGAAGCAAAAGCAACAGACAAAAGCAAGCUGUUUGUGAAAAAUGCUGGCCUGCAGCGAUCAUCUUCCGAUGCUGGCCGAGAUCGGCUUUCAGAUGCCAAGAAGCCUCCCUCUGGGCUUACACGAACCACCACGGCUGGCUCCUUUGGUUACAACAAGAAACCCCCUCCUGCAACAGGUACUGCCACAGUGAUGCAAGCUGGUGGCUCAGCUACACUUGGCAAGAUCCAGAAGAACUCCAGUAUUCCUGUCAAGCCCGUCAAUGGCAGGAAAACCAGCUUGGAUGUCUCUAAUGCAGGGGAGCCUGGGUUUAUGGCACCAGGGGCCCGCACCAACAUCCAGUACCGGAGCCUGCCACGCCCUGCCAAGUCUAGCUCCAUGAGCGUCACUGGUGGGCGAAGUGGCCCACGUCCUGUCAGCAGCAGCAUUGAUCCCAGCCUCCUCAGUACCAAGGGGGGCAUUUCUGUUUCACGCCUCAAGGAGCCCUCUAAAAUAGGCACCAGUCGGAGCACCCCAGGGCCAGUGAAUCAAACCGACAGGGAGAAGGAGAAGGCCAAAGCCAAAGCAGUGGCGCUGGACUCGGACUCUGCCUCGCUCAAGAGCAUCGGCUCCCCUGAAAGCACCCCAAAAGCUCAGAGUGGCCACCAGACACCUGCCAAAGAGGCUGAGCUGCCACCAACGCCCCUCAGGUCAGCUGCCAAAAGCUAUGUAAAAGCUCCUUCUUUGGCAAACUUGGACAAGGUGAAUUCUAACAGUCUAGACCUCCCUUCUUCAAAUGAUCUCCAUCAGUUGCAUAGUGGCAAACUGCAAGAGUCACACCCAGCUACUGUAAAUGUGGGCACCCAUCUCACAUCAUGCUUCACACCAAGCCCUGCUCCAGUCCUUAACAUUAACUCUGCUAGCUUCUCCCAGGGCCUGGAGCUCAUGGGGGGGUUCAGCAUCCCCAAGGAAACCCGCAUGUACUCCAAGCUUUCAGGGUUGCACAGGAGCAUGGAAUCCUUACAGAUGCCUAUGAACCUGCACAAUGCCUUUUCUGUAGGCAGCACUACUGCACCUCCCACUGCCUCUACGCCUCCUGUUGCUGCUGAGGAAGAAUCCAGUGAGAUGGCCUGGACUGGGAGUCCAAGAAUCACACAUCUGGAAAGCUCUAACCGUGACCGGAAUACGUUACCCAAGAAGGGACUGAGGUAUCAAAUCCAGCCCCAGGAAGAGACCAAGGAGAGGCGACACUCACACACAAUUGGAGGAAUGCAGGAAUCGGAUGAUGCAUCUGAACUGCCCUCUCCUCCUGCUAUCUCCAUGCCAUUGGUUGGGAAAGCUCCACUCACAAAUAUUGUGAGUCCCACGGCAGCCAACACCCCAAGGAUCACCCGUUCUAACAGCAUUCCCACUCAUGACUCCACCUUCGAGCUCUACAACGCCUCCCCCAUGGGCAGCACCCUCUCCUUGGCAGACCGACCCAAGGGCAUGAUCCGCUCGGGCUCCUUCCGCGACCCUGUGGAUGAUGUUCACGGAUCUGUGCUGUCCCUGGCCUCCAGCGCUUCCUCAACUUAUUCCUCAGCUGAGGAGAGGAUGCAGUCAGAGCAAAUCCGCAAACUGCGCCGUGAAUUGGAGUCGUCCCAGGAGAAAGUAGCCACGCUGACAUCCCAGCUUUCAGCCAACGCUAACUUAGUAGCAGCAUUUGAACAAAGUCUGGUAAACAUGACAUCCCGUCUCCGGCAGCUGGCAGAGACUGCAGAAGAAAAGGACAGUGAGUUGUUGGACUUGCGGGAAACUAUUGAUUUCUUGAAGAAGAAGAAUUCAGAGGCCCAGGCUGUUAUCCAAGGGGCCUUGAAUGGAACUGACAUUACACCCAAAGAACUACGAAUCAAGAGGCAAAACUCAUCAGAUAGUAUAUCCAGCCUGAAUAGCAUCACUAGCCAUUCUAGCAUUGGUAGUGGCAAAGAUGCGGAUGCCAAGAAGAAGAAGAAGAAAAGCUGGUUAAGGAGCUCUUUCAACAAAGCUUUCAGCAUCAAAAAGGGUCCAAAAUCUGCCUCCUCCUAUUCUGAUAUAGAGGAAAUUGCCACCCCUGACUCUUCAGCACCAUCAUCCCCCAAACUGCAACAUGGAUCCAUGGAGACAGCUUCUCCUUCUAUCAAAUCUUCUAACUCCUCUUCUGUAGGCAUUGAUACCACUGAACUGUUCCAGACCAAUGAAGAAGAACCUGAGAAAAAGGAGGUUUCAGAAUUACGCUCAGAGCUGUGGGAAAAAGAAAUGAAACUGACUGACAUUCGUUUGGAAGCCCUAAACUCUGCCCAUCAGCUGGAUCAGCUGCGUGAAACUAUGCACAAUAUGCAGCUGGAAGUAGAUCUAUUGAAAGCUGAAAAUGACCGGCUAAAGGUGGCACCUGGGCCAUCAUCUAUCCCAAGCCAUGUUUUGAGUUCAUCUGCUGCAUCUUCCCCAAGGCGCUCCCUAGGACUACAGCUGAGUCACUCUUUCAGUCCCAGCUUAACUGAUACAGAAUUGUCACCAAUGGAUGGCAUCAGUGCUGGCACCCAGAAGGAUGAGGUGGUACUGCGAAUAGUAGUGCGCAUGCCACCUCAGCACAUCAUCAAAGGAGACUUGAAGCAGCAGGAAUUUUAUUUGGGCAGUAGCAAAGUAAAUGGGAAAUUGGACUGGAAAAUGCUGGAUGAAGCUGUCUGUCAGGUCUUCAAGGACUAUGUCACCAAGAUGGACCCUGCUCUGACUCUGGGGCUCAGCAUUGAGUCUGUCUACGGCUACAGCAUUAGCCAUGUUAAAAGAAUCUUGGACAUGGAGCCACCAGAACUACCUCCUGCCCGCCGGGGUGUAACCAGCAUUGCUGUGACUUUGAAAGGUUUGAAAGAAAAAUGUGUGGACAGCCUGGUUUUUGAGACUCUUAUCCCCAAACCAAUGAUGCAGCACUACAUAAGCCUUCUACUCAAGCACCGGCGCCUUAUCCUUUCUGGGCCAAGUGGAACUGGCAAGACCUACCUGACCAAUCGUCUGGCUGAAUAUCUGGUGGAACGUUCAGGCCGCGAGGUUACUGAUGGCAUUGUGAAUACUUUCAACAUGCACCAGCAGUCGUGCAAGGACUUACAGCUUUACCUCUCCAAUCUAGCUAAUCAGAUUGAUCGGGAAACAGGGAUAGAUGUUCCAUUAGUCAUCCUCCUAGAUGAUCUCAGUGAACCUGGCUCCAUCAGUGAGCUUGUCAAUGGAGCACUUACCUGCAAGUACCACAAAUGCCCCUACAUAAUUGGGACAACUAACCAGCCUGUCAAGAUGACUCCAAACCAUGGCCUCCACCUCAGCUUCAGGAUGCUGACUUUCUCCAAUAACGUGGAGCCCGCCAAUGGCUUCCUGGUCCGCUACCUGCGUCGGAAGCUGCUUGAGUCUGACAGUGAUGUCAAUGCCAAUCGGGAGGAACUACUACGUGUGUUGGACUGGGUGCCAAAGCUCUGGUAUCACCUCCAUACCUUCUUGGAGAAGCAUAGCACUUCUGACUUUCUCAUCGGUCCUUGUUUCUUCCUGUCAUGCCCAAUUGGUAUUGAGGAUUUCCGAACCUGGUUCAUUGACUUGUGGAACAAUUCCAUUAUCCCCUAUCUUCAGGAAGGAGCAAAGGAUGGGAUCAAGGUACACGGGCAGAAAGCUGCUUGGGAGGACCCUGUGGAGUGGGUGAGAGACACAUUGCCUUGGCCAUCAGCCCAGCAAGACCAGUCAAAAUUAUACCAUCUUCCCCCACCCAGCGUGGGGCCCCACAGCAUAGUCUCUCCUCCAGAGGAACGGAGUGGCAAGGAUUCUACACCCAAUUCGCUAGAAUCAGACCCCUUGAUGGCAAUGUUGCUGAAGCUCCAGGAAGCAGCCAACUACAUUGAAUCUCCUGACCGAGAAACCUUGGACCCCAGUGUGCAGUCUGCACUCUAAAAAUAACUGGAUUGGGAUGGAAUGGAGACUGGAAUGAGCCAAUCUUGGCUGUCUUUGCUCCUAGGUCUUCUUUCUUUUUUCUCCGGAACCUGUGGUCUGGAAUAAACACCACAGAGUGGCAGGGAGGUGCCCAUCACUUCCUUUGGGAUCUGUGCAGGUGAACAGUGAAAGAGGAGACAGUUUGGUCUCCUUUGCAAGAUACUGCUCUCCCUCCACCUCCCAGUAACCCUGGUGGUAAGAGAAUGGUGGGUUUUAUUCUUGGGCUUUCUGCCUCUGUCAUAAACUCCUGGUUUUGCAGUAUGAUUGGGGGGCAUCAAGAAAUCCCUCACAUCCAGUGUUCCCAACAUAAAUGUUCUUGUGUAAGACAAGAGACUCUGGAGAUAGCCACACAGAGCUGGCCGCUGUAUUUCUGCAGGGCAGUGCUAACAGGCAGGGCAAUAGCCAAGUUUGUGGUACCCUAAUAUGAGGAUCUUUUUAUAAAAUAAAGCAAACCCCAGAAAGCAUCAGAGUGAAAGCGUCAUUGCUGCUCUUGGAGCUGUUUCCUGUGGUUGCUGCCCUUCGACUUUCCUGCCACAACCAACAUAGGCAAAGAUCUAGCAGGACUGUUAACUCUUGUCUUUGUACCCUCCUUAUUUAAUCUGCAUGAAGGUCUUUUUACUUUCAAACUCCCAAUAAACUCUUUUUCCUCCUCCACUUUAUUUUAUUCAGUUUAUCUGGGCCAUUCCAUUUGCUCUUUAGUUCUAGGAAUUAUGUUCUGUGUUUAAUCAUCUGCCUUUGGUUCCACAGGAAGGAGCCUCCUAAGUUAACAGUGUUUUCUCUUUCAGUUUACCUUUUUCUUGUUUUACCUUUCUGUAAAUUCCAUCCCCACAGACCCUCCAACUAAAUUUGGUGCUGACUGGAUGACUUCCAGUAACUUAAAUCCACUUCCUGGAUCCUUGCAGCUUGCAUCAGAUGCACACAGAGUUGAAUCAGCAGCACAACUAUGCACAAUUUGCAUGUAGACUCCCCUUCUUGUGCUAUUCUGUAUCAUUCCUUUCUGAAAAGCACAAGAGUUCAGGAAACUGUGAUCAAAGGGAGAAUGGGAGAAUGUGUCAUUGUGGUGCAUCCCCUACAGGACAGCAACGUCAAUUUUUUUUCCAGUUCUAUACUGCUUACCAAUGUGCUUGUCAAUCUCUUUUCUUCCACCCAUUUUCUCAUUAUUUCAUUUUGGGGAGACAGGGUAAUAGAUCCUUUUUAUAGGAGCUGUCUUGAACCUGUUGUCAUUCAGAUGUGCUGGAACUCAACUCCACUAAUCUCUAGUCAGCACAGCCAUG